Kuraishia capsulata CBS 1993 is the source of this 648-nucleotide messenger RNA. RefSeq lists its product as uncharacterized. Bases 1 to 648 code for a protein of 215 amino acids. The record is from RefSeq and is a predicted model, not a curated record. Gene Ontology annotation, molecular function: rRNA binding; structural constituent of ribosome. The transcript is spliced from 2 exons. Gene Ontology annotation, biological process: translation; positive regulation of translational fidelity. Gene Ontology annotation, cellular component: cytosolic small ribosomal subunit. Lineage: Eukaryota; Fungi; Ascomycota; Pichiomycetes; Pichiales; Pichiaceae.
AUGUCAUGGUACUUCGAAAGGUUUGACUUUUCCUUGAAAAGUCUUUCAUUGGAGCACUAUGGUACCUACGACAACGUUGCCCCAAGAAACCACUCCAAGACUUACUCUGUCCCACAACGUCCUUACGAAAUUGCUCGUUUGGACUCCGAGCUCAAGCUUGCCGGUGAAUACGGUUUGAAGAACAAGCACGAAAUCUACCGUAUUGGUUUCCAGCUGUCCAAGAUCAGAAGAGCUGCCAGAGACUUGUUGACCAGAGACGAGAAGGACCCAAAGCGUCUGUUCGAAGGUAAUGCUUUGAUCCGUCGUCUGGUCAGAGUUGGUGUCUUGUCUGAGGACAAGAUGAAGCUCGAUUACGUCUUGGCUUUGAAGAUUGAGGACUUCUUGGAGAGAAGAUUGCAGACCCAAGUUUUCAAGUUGGGAUUGGCCAAGUCUGUCCACCACGCCAGAGUCUUGAUCCAGCAGAGACACAUUGCCGUUGGUAAGCAAAUUGUCAACAUCCCAUCUUUCAUGGUUAGAUUGGACUCCCAGAAGCACAUCGACUACUCCGUCACCUCUCCAUUGGGCGGUGGAAGACCAGGUCGUGUUAAGAGAAGAAGCCAGAACAAGGACUCUGGUGAGGAUGCUGAGGCUGAGGAGGAUGACGAGUAA